Papaver somniferum (opium poppy) is the source of this 1569-nucleotide messenger RNA. RefSeq names its product zinc finger BED domain-containing protein RICESLEEPER 1-like. The transcript has 5 exons. Gene Ontology annotation, molecular function: DNA binding. The coding region runs from base 1 to 1569 and encodes 522 amino acids. NCBI's taxonomy places the organism in Eukaryota, Viridiplantae, Streptophyta, Magnoliopsida, Ranunculales, Papaveraceae. The record is from RefSeq and is a predicted model, not a curated record.
AUGUCAAGUGUACAAGAACAGUAUAACGAUGUUAUGAGUAGUGAGGAUGACGAUGUUGAAAUGGUAGAUUCUGAGAAUGUCUCUGCAACUGUUGGUUGUGCACCUACAGCUAUUUCAAUUGGAAAGAAAGGAAACAAUUCAAAGAAAUCUCGACUUAGAUCUGAUGUUUGGGACUUUUUUGACCGCGUUAAAGAGAAAGAUGGAACAGAGAAGGGAGUGUGUAAGGCUUGUAAAUUUGGAUAUAAAUAUGAAAGCAGCAAAGGCGGAACCUCAUCUAUGAGAAGGCAUGUGUGUCCUCAGCGUCAGUCUAAGGACAUAGGGCAGAUGAUGUUAUCUGCAAAGAACGGCCAGUCUACCCGCGUACGCAAAUUUGAUCAAAUGAAGUUCCGGGAUCUUCUUUCAACAUUACUCAUUGCAAGAAACGUCCCAUUUUCGUUGGUGGAAUGGAAAGAAUUUAGGGAUAUAUGUAGGAUGUGUCUAACAUCUGACAUGUGGACUUCUGUUACGACUACAGGGUAUAUAAGCUUAACUGUGCACUAUCUUGAUCAAAAUUGGGAGUUAAAGAAGUAUCUUCUGAAUUUUUGUGAACUUCCACCACCUCAUACAGGUGAAAAUCUUUCUGCCAUGCUAUUUGCGAUGAUAGAAGAUUGGGGAAUUGAAGAUAAAGUAUCCAACAUCACCUUGGAUAACGCUGCAAAUAACGGAGCUUGUGCUAGAAUUAUGCAAAGCAGACUUGUUGCGAAGAAGAUCUUGUUUAACAAGGGAAAAUACUUUCAUGUGCGUUGUUGUGCUCACAUCUUAGCUCUUAUCGUAAAAGAUGGACUUGUGAAGAUUGAUCCAGCUGUGCUUAAGAUAAGAAAGUCUGUGAAGUCCCUUAAGAAGUCUCAAGUAAGAAAACAAAAAUUCUUGGACAUUGUUGAUGCUUUAGGAAUGUCUAGAACAAGAAGGGGUAUUCGUCAAGACGUGAGCACAAGGUGGAAUUCAACUUAUCUCAUGUUGGACAGCUGUCUUGUUUAUAGAGUUGUUUUUGCUCAUUUAAAGGAGGUGGAUCCAGACUAUGAAGACUGUCCAACUGAUGAAGAAUGGGAGAAAAUUGAAGUUGUCACAAAGUUUCUCAAGACAUUUUAUGAUCUCACGACUUUAUUUUCUGGUAGUAAGUAUCCUACUUCCAAUCUUUAUUUUGAAGGAGUUUGUCGAGUUCAGGUGUUACUCAAAAAAGAAAGUACAAAUGAUAUUGAUUACAUUAGGGAGAUGGUAAAAGAGAUGCAAGAAAAAUUUAACAGUUAUUGGACGAACUUGAGUCCUAUAUUGGCUAUUGCACUUGUGUUAGAUCCUAGAUAUAAACUUCAUUAUCUGAACUUUGCUUACUCCAAGUUGUAUCCUGAUGUAAGAGUACUAGAAAGAAAAGUUAAUGAUGUGCGUGAUGAAAUGAAAAAACUUUAUAAUGAGUAUUGCAUCUUUUCAAGAGCUUCUGGAAUUGGAACUCAGAAUUUGGGUACUCAAACCGAUGGGAAUUCUGCCCAUCAAGGAAGUGAGUGGUACGAGUUAUUGUACUUUAUGUUCUUAUAG